GCUAUGUUUACGAAUUCAUGAUGAGUCUCUUAGAAGGUAUCAUCAGCUUCUUGAACAACAACGCUUACAUUGUGACAGCGAUUGACGGAUUGCCACUGUUUGCUGCUGGAAAACGGGCCGUUCAUUUAAUCUUCAACAACUUCGGCGAACAUAUGGCUAGUCAAACUGUAGGAGAUCUCGUCAUUGGCUCAUGCAAAUUAUUCAUAUUUUUGCCAUCCUUCUUAGUCGGCAUCGAAAUGAUAUCGUCCGGCCUGUCAUUGAUCGUUGUUUUACUUUUGGCCAUACUUGUCUCUCACGUUAUGAUGUCAACGUUUGAGACUACUGUCGACACGUUGUUCAUCUGUUACAGCAUUGAUUCCGAGGAAAAUGAUGGCGAGGAGCGACCAUAUUUUAUGUCUGACAACUUGAUCAUUGCAAUGGUCGAAACCAAGAAUUUGGAACCUCCAAAAACACCAAUAGAGCCCCAACAAGUUUAAAUUUAAGAAAACUUUAACAUUAUUGACAAUAAAUCGAAACCUUCC
Bradysia coprophila is the source of this 521-nucleotide messenger RNA. Its product is annotated as choline transporter-like protein 1. NCBI's taxonomy places the organism in Eukaryota, Metazoa, Arthropoda, Insecta, Diptera, Sciaridae. The record is from RefSeq and is a predicted model, not a curated record.